CCAGUUUACUAAUCAUUAGUCCACAGUCGCUUAUAAAUCUAAGACUAUAACAGUAAGGUUAUAUCGUAUUUCUACAUCAAUAUUUAUGUUAAAAUAAUCUAAGUAUCAUGUCUUCAUUAUUAAAUUCUAUUAUAUUCCGGCUUAAAUUGACACAAGUAAUUCUUUCUCUUGGAAGUAUUGUACCAGUUUUCAGUGAGAUUUAUGUUACUCUCUCGUUGUUGACUGCGGAUUUUGUGCAUCUAACAUUAUACGGGUACCUAGGAAUCGGCAUAGUUGUUUUAGCGAGUUUAUGUAUAUCAGAACCUGUAUCAGAAAAAGUGACUCUAUAUUCGUCGUCUAUGGCUGUGUUCCUACAUUUAUUAUCUGCGGUGUUUAUCAUCAAAGACGUGUUUGGUCAAGACUCGUAUAUGUGGGGACUUCGAGUCAUCAGCGGACUGUGUACUGGAGCUAAUGCAGUGGCUUUUGGAUGGGAAGUGUUGUACAUCAUGAAAUACAUCCAUCAUUAAUAGUUUUGCUAAACAUUAAGAAACGGUCAAUGUUUAUAAGAAUAACGCUUUCGAAUGAGUGUUAUCUUUCUCUUUCGAACAUAUAUUGUAAGGGCUUAUAAUUGUUAAAUAAUUUAUCAAUGUACUUUUUAUUAGAAAUA
Sipha flava (yellow sugarcane aphid) is the source of this 646-nucleotide messenger RNA. RefSeq lists its product as uncharacterized. The transcript has 3 exons. The coding region runs from base 108 to 506 and encodes 132 amino acids. The record is from RefSeq and is a predicted model, not a curated record. NCBI's taxonomy places the organism in Eukaryota, Metazoa, Arthropoda, Insecta, Hemiptera, Aphididae.